Molecule: messenger RNA, 777 nt
Organism: Drosophila montana
Lineage: Eukaryota; Metazoa; Arthropoda; Insecta; Diptera; Drosophilidae
Product: spore coat protein SP96-like
Exons: 2
Coding region: 1-777 (258 amino acids)
Source: RefSeq, a predicted model, not a curated record
AUGAAGUUCAGAAUAAUUGCACUUAAUUGUGCCAUCUUGGUCAUAUGCCUUUCCUUUUUGCAGAUGAGCAAUGGACAGGACUCAACCACAGUCGCAUCCACUGACACAACAACGACGGCGGCUGCAUCCACUGACACUACCACAGCGGCCGCAUCAACCGAUACCACCACAACAGCCGCAUCCACCGAUACCACCACCGCCGCCACCGCCACCACCACAGCCGCAUCCUCAUCCUCAUCAUGCGGUGGCAAGAAGAAGAGGAGGAAGCACAAGUGGAAGGUAGUGAGACGCCCUGGCAAGAAGAUCAUCAAGAGGCACCGCACAGGCGGCAAAAAAGGAAGUUUUGGAAAGAGUAGUAGCAGCAGUGGAAGCAGUGGUAACAGUGCAAAGAGUGGACGCAGUGAGUAUCAUUCACCAAUUGAUCUGUGCAAGAUGAAGUUCAAAAUAAUUGCACUUAACUGUGCCCUCUUGGUUGUAUGCCUUUCCUUCUUGCCGAUGAGCAAUGGACAGGACUCAACCACAGUAGCAUCCACUGACACAACAACGACGGCGGCUACAUCCACUGACACUACCACAGCGGCCGCAUCAACCGAUACCACCACAACAGCCGCAUCCACUGAUACCACCACCACCGCCACCGCCACCACCACAGCCGCAUCCUCAUCAUGCGGUGGCAAGAAGAAGAGGAGGAAGCACAAGUGGAAGGUAGUGAGACACCCUGGCAAGAAGAUCAUCAAAAGACACCGCAAAGAAAGCAAAUGGGACCUCAAGGGUUAA